This is a messenger RNA of Xenia sp. Carnegie-2017, 935 nucleotides long. Its product is annotated as mitochondrial import inner membrane translocase subunit tim23-like. Gene Ontology annotation, biological process: protein import into mitochondrial matrix. The transcript has 5 exons. The record is from RefSeq and is a predicted model, not a curated record. Bases 159 to 767 code for a protein of 202 amino acids. Lineage: Eukaryota; Metazoa; Cnidaria; Anthozoa; Malacalcyonacea; Xeniidae. Gene Ontology annotation, cellular component: mitochondrial inner membrane; TIM23 mitochondrial import inner membrane translocase complex. Gene Ontology annotation, molecular function: transmembrane protein transporter activity.
AAAAUCACCGGGGAAUAUCCGCUGUGCAGUUACUGCAAUUUUCACCACGCUCGCCGGUGUUUCAUAAGAAAAUUUGGGAACUUGAGAGAAAUACUUGACAACUUAAAAUUAUAAAGUAUUAUUUCAGAAUGUGGUAAAGAACUGUGUAUUUACUGUUUAUGAUGAAUAUUGGACACGGUGAUAGCCGUUAUGGCGAAGACAUGUCUUCAAAUAAUUCAGCUUAUGGUGUUCCAGUGAAUCCAAAUACUUCUGCAUUGUCACCAUACUUAAGUAUUGAUCCAUCUUAUUUACAACAGGGGGGUGCAGAGUUUGUUUUCCCAACAGACCACAAAAAAACGCGUACAUGGGGUGAGCGCAUGUUCUCAGGCAUUGGUUCAUCCUACCUGACCGGUUUAGUUGCUGGUGGAAGCUGGGGAUUAUAUGAAGGUCUUAGGAAUCCAGAUGGUAGAACUUUCAAAUUAAGAAUGAACAGUGUCCUUAAUGGCUGUACUAGAAGGGGUCCAUUUGUAGCCAAUAGUUUGGGGGUCCUUGCUUUAAUGUACUCAACAUUAGAUUAUGGUAUUGGCAAGUUACGUGACAAGGAAGAUGAAUAUAAUUCAAUUGCAGCUGCCAUCUCUACUGGAUUAAUUUUUAAAUCAACAGCUGGCAUUCGAGCUAUGGGUAUUGCUGCAGCUGUUGGAGGCAGUUUGGCAACAGUAUAUAACCUCAGUGAGAAGUUUACAUAUGGUAAAGGAAGCAAUGUCAUUUCAUCUCCUGGUUGGGCCUAGUUCUCCAUCUCCUACACAUUAUUGAACAUUUGUUUUAAGAUGAGCGAUAAGUUUUUUUACUUUCAAUUAAAGUAGAAUUCACACCAGCAAUAUAGCAAUGCAGCUACGGACAGUGGAUUAUAUUGUUGUAUUAAAAAUAAUAAAUAAAUGUAAUUUCAUUGAAAAAAA